Messenger RNA from Fukomys damarensis (Damara mole-rat), 1599 nucleotides. RefSeq names its product protein phosphatase 2 regulatory subunit B''gamma (gene Ppp2r3c). The transcript has 14 exons. NCBI's taxonomy places the organism in Eukaryota, Metazoa, Chordata, Mammalia, Rodentia, Bathyergidae. Gene Ontology annotation, biological process: positive regulation of B cell differentiation; cortical cytoskeleton organization; regulation of dephosphorylation. Bases 21 to 1418 code for a protein of 465 amino acids. The record is from RefSeq and is a predicted model, not a curated record. Gene Ontology annotation, cellular component: spindle; centrosome.
CUGUCGCUGGAGGGUCAGCCAUGGACUGGAAAGAGGUCCUUCGCCGGCGGUUAGCGACGCCCAAUACAGAUCCAAACAGGCAGCUGAAAUUGUAUGGAGCAAAACAGGACUAUGGAAAAAAAAGUGAACAAGAAUUAAAAGAUGAAGAAAUGGAUUUAUUUACCAAAUACUACUCAGAAUGGAAAGGAGGUAGAAAAAACAUAAAUGAAUUCUAUAAGAUGAUUCCCCGGUUUUAUUAUAGGUUGCCAGCUGAAGAUGAAGUCUUACUGCAGAAAUUAAGAGAGGAAUCCAGAGCUGUCUUUUUACAAAGGAAAAGCAGAGAACUCUUAGAUAAUGAAGAAUUACAGAACUUAUGGUUUUUGCUGGACAAACACCAGACACCACCUAUGAUUGGAGAGGAAGCAAUGAUCAAUUAUGAAAAUUUUCUGAAAGUUGGUGAAAAGGCUGGACCAAAGUGCAAGCAAUUUUUCACUGCAAAAGUCUUUGCUAAACUCCUUCAUACAGACUCCUAUGGAAGAAUUUCCAUCAUGCAGUUCUUUAACUAUGUCAUGCGAAAAGUUUGGCUUCAUCAAACCAGAAUAGGACUUAGUUUAUAUGAUGUUGCUGGACAAGGAUACCUUCGGGAAUCUGAUUUGGAAAACUACAUAUUGGAACUUAUCCCUACUUUGCCACAAUUAGAUGGGCUGGAAAAAUCUUUUUACUCCUUUUAUGUUUGUACAGCAGUUAGGAAGUUCUUCUUCUUUUUGGACCCUCUAAGAACAGGGAAGAUAAAAAUUCAAGAUAUUUUAGCAUGCAGUUUCCUGGAUGAUUUACUGGAGCUAAGAGAUGAAGAAUUGUCCAAGGAGAGUCAAGAAACAAAUUGGUUUUCUGCUCCUUCUGCCUUAAGAGUUUAUGGCCAGUACUUGAAUCUUGAUAAAGAUCACAAUGGCAUGCUCAGUAAAGAAGAGCUUUCCCGCUACGGAACAGCAACUAUGACCAAUGUCUUCUUAGACCGUGUUUUCCAAGAGUGUCUCACUUACGAUGGAGAAAUGGACUAUAAGACCUACUUGGACUUUGUUCUUGCACUAGAAAACAGAAAGGAACCUGCAGCUUUGCAGUAUAUCUUCAAACUGCUUGAUAUUGAGAACAAGGGGUAUCUGAAUGUCUUUUCCCUUAAUUAUUUCUUUAGGGCAAUACAGGAACUAAUGAAAAUCCAUGGACAAGAUCCUGUUUCAUUUCAAGAUGUUAAGGAUGAAAUCUUUGACAUGGUAAAGCCAAAGGAUCCUUUGAAAAUUUCUCUCCAGGAUUUAAUCAACAGUAAUCAAGGAGACACAGUCACUACCAUUCUAAUUGAUCUGAAUGGCUUCUGGACUUAUGAGAACAGAGAAGCCCUUGUUGCAAAUGACAGUGAGAACUCUGCCGACCUUGAUGAUACAUGAUCUCUGAAAGACUAGACUGUCUUCAUUAAGAUGCUUGAAUGCUGCAUAUGAAAACUUUGAAGCAGAAUCCUUAGAAAUGGUCUAAAUAAAACACUUCAUAUGCCUGUACAACACAAAAUGUUGUGAUUAUUGCCAUUUUGAGUGCAGCAGUUUGAGAGUAGUAAGACCAAAUACUGCUUUG